AUGACAUGGAAACAGAACAAGGAUCAGGAGAAUAGGAAAGUUAUAGCUCUUGGUGGAAAGCCUGCCAAGCAACACAGGUUGCCACUUAGUAUUGCAAGAGUAGCAAUGAAGAAACACAAGGAAAGAGAUCAGAAAAUGCAACUAGAGAUGAUAAAUUUUGUUAUUUAUUUUCUUGCCACAGAAUCUAAUACUUGGACGAUUUGGAGCAAUAAUGGGUCUAGAAAAGUUCAAGAUAAGCGCAAGUCUGGGGGAGACAAAAUUCUGACACAAGGUUAUUUCAAGAAGGGUAUUCUGGACGUGAAGCACAUGUUAAACCAACAUACUGUUCCAAGAGAAAAUGACCAAAACCCAGGUCCACUCAGGAAAGGAAAGACAAACAACAAUGCCAAUAAUAAUAAUAAGAACAAAGGCAAGAAAAAGCACCACUAA
Messenger RNA from Impatiens glandulifera, 429 nucleotides. RefSeq lists its product as uncharacterized. Lineage: Eukaryota; Viridiplantae; Streptophyta; Magnoliopsida; Ericales; Balsaminaceae. Gene Ontology annotation, biological process: maturation of SSU-rRNA from tricistronic rRNA transcript (SSU-rRNA, 5.8S rRNA, LSU-rRNA). The record is from RefSeq and is a predicted model, not a curated record. The coding region runs from base 1 to 429 and encodes 142 amino acids. Gene Ontology annotation, cellular component: nucleolus. The transcript has 3 exons.